AUGAGGUGGCAUGAAUCAGGUGUCCCACGUGUCAAAACCCCACAGGAUAAGAAAGAGCAAAAAGGACGAAUUAACAAAGGCUGGCUGACAAAUGCUAAAGAGCUGCAACAAAGGGGAGCCUCCUCAGGAUUUUCGCGCCCUAAUCGCCCGACGCAAUUCGGAAUUGGUGGGGCGUUGCCGCCGAAGAACGCUUUGGGUGAAGAGAAAAACAAUCGAUCUCAGCUUCUUCAACACCAGGUAAUGCAGAGGGAUUAUAAACUAAGUUCUUAUUCACUCAAUUCUGUGUCAGCACACUUUCUUAACGACCAGCAACGAGCUUAUUCAAGAAGGUUCUCAAUACUCAGCAACAUCUCCAGCUUCAAUUACAAUGCACGGACUAUUCAAAAAUUCAGUCGCCCGAACACGUACAAAACGGGGAAAACAAGAGCAAAUCAUACUAUUGUUUCUCCUAAUUGUAACUUAUUAUAA
Molecule: messenger RNA, 468 nt
Organism: Fraxinus pennsylvanica
Lineage: Eukaryota; Viridiplantae; Streptophyta; Magnoliopsida; Lamiales; Oleaceae
Source: the annotation of a GenBank genome assembly